Molecule: messenger RNA, 483 nt
Organism: Colletotrichum fioriniae
Lineage: Eukaryota; Fungi; Ascomycota; Sordariomycetes; Glomerellales; Glomerellaceae
Molecular function (GO): holo-[acyl-carrier-protein] synthase activity; magnesium ion binding
Source: RefSeq, a predicted model, not a curated record
AUGUUGGCUAAUGUCUCAGCGACGCCGACCGCGAUUUCCAAAGACGACGACUUCCAGGCAUUGAAGAAGCGUAACCCGCUGCUUUGGAAGAAGGCUAGCUUCAUAGCUGGCAGAUUCGCAGCCAAGGAAGCCACAUUCAAAGCCCACCCCACGAGAAACCUAUCAUGGCACGACAUCACCAUCGUCCGGAAGCGAUUCGAGAAGCUACAGGAUACUGAAGAGCUGAGAAAGACCAAGGGCCAGGGAGCGGAGAACAAGCAGGUGGAGGAGCCGAAAGAACUCGAGGGCAGUGAGGCGGCAACCACAUCCGCCAACGGAAGCGGUCCGCCCGUCGCCAUCGUGCGCGGCACACACGACGACAUGCCAGGGCAGGAGGUGCUGGUCUCCAUCAGCCACGACGGCGACUACGCCACGGCCGUGUGUCUGGCCUUCCAAGGCGUGGCAGGCGUGGAGGGCCAAGGCCGAAGCGCAAAGGAAGACUAA